Triticum turgidum subsp. durum (durum wheat) is the source of this 201-nucleotide messenger RNA. The record is from the annotation of a GenBank genome assembly. Lineage: Eukaryota; Viridiplantae; Streptophyta; Magnoliopsida; Poales; Poaceae.
AUGUUGGUCGUCGCCGCCGCCGCCGUGGUGGUGGGGACUCACGGCGGGGUUAACAAAGGGGUUCCAACUGAUGUAUGCCUCGGAUCUGGUGCAUAUAUGCCUCGGAUCCUACGUGCAGCAGGUGAGCAGUUCUUCGCUGUUCCGGCCUCUACUUCGUUGUCUGUUCGACCUCGAUCGAUCUGCACAACUUUUUGUCCAUGA